Mercurialis annua (annual mercury) is the source of this 1031-nucleotide messenger RNA. RefSeq lists its product as uncharacterized. Lineage: Eukaryota; Viridiplantae; Streptophyta; Magnoliopsida; Malpighiales; Euphorbiaceae. The record is from RefSeq and is a predicted model, not a curated record. The transcript is spliced from 5 exons. The coding region runs from base 49 to 933 and encodes 294 amino acids.
UAAUUUAAGCUCCUCAUCUAAACUCAAUCGUAGCAAGAAAAAAACACAAUGGAAAUAUUGUAUCUUCUCUUCAUAACCAUUUCAACUACUUUAAUUUCCUUUGCUCUCUCUAUCCUCAUCCCUCUCCGCGUUCUGCUCACACGCCUCCUCCGCUUUUCCGAUUCUAAUUCCGUCGACCAUGUCUCUUUCUAUCAAGGUGUACUUUGGCACGGGCGUCGUCAUCCCGUCCGACACUCUUUUCGCUACUUUGUUCGUUACGCUCUUUUUGACCUCGACAAAUCUCCCAAUCCUCCGCCUGACCACCUCUCCGCUGACGAGGCUCGUCGUAUAGCACAAACCGCCGGACCAGUUUUUUUGUUGACAAUACCACCCAGUGUUGGAUAUCAAGAAAAUCCUUUAAGUGUGUAUUAUUGCUAUGACCUUGAGGAUAAUUUGGUCAACUGCAUUGCUGAGGUGACAAAUACGCCCUGGGGUGAAAGGGUGACAUUUGCUUUUAAUCCAAACUUAGAUUUGGUGCCCAAAACAUUUCAUGUCAGCCCUUAUAUGGAUAUGCUAGGGAAAUGGCGCAUGAGUACAAAAGCACCGGGGGAGAAUUUAUUUCUGAAAGUUUCAGUUGAACACCCAGAGUUUGGUAACUAUUUUGUAGCUACAUUGAAAGCUAAAAAAAUCCCAUCCUCCAUGGUCUCCGAUCAAGCUUAUUUCUUCUGGUUAAUGCCUCACAAAGUUGCAAUAUGGAUUUAUUGGAAUGCUGUUCAAUUAUGGUGGAAAAAUGUGGAAUUUAAGCAGCAUCCAAAGUAUAGUGACCCUAAUUACAUGGAGACUGUACUACAAAAUCAAAAGCCUCGAUGCUGUUAUGCAACAGACAAGGAUUUUGCUGACAGGAAUUGUGAAAAACAUCAGUUCAAGUUUAGAGCUGCUCAAUGGCCUUUGUGAUGAAUUAAUAAAUAAAUAAGUCGGACUCUAAUUAUAAUUUUAUUAUAUGUAAUAUAUUCCCGCAACCAUAAAUAAAUAAAUAUUCUCUUUAUAUCAAA